Molecule: messenger RNA, 3388 nt
Organism: Neltuma alba
Lineage: Eukaryota; Viridiplantae; Streptophyta; Magnoliopsida; Fabales; Fabaceae
Product: serine/arginine-rich splicing factor 6
Exons: 2
Coding region: 244-2274 (676 amino acids)
Molecular function (GO): zinc ion binding; RNA binding
Source: RefSeq, a predicted model, not a curated record
GGGGAUGGUAUUUGCUAGAGCUCUUGUUUCUUCGAGGCGUACCGCCGGCUGCAUCUCGCGUCUUUUGGCCCUCAUCCUCUACUCCAAACCUGCAAUAGCUCCACUCCUUGAGCCUCCUUCCCUGCACAUCCACUGCCCAGGGUUCCCUCGAGGCGAUUCCAAGUCAGUAUCGGACUCUGCAUCUCAUCGAGAAACAUAGGGCGGCGAACAUUCCUGCUGAGUGGUGAGAGAAGGAUCGACCUGAUGUCUCUUCACAUUGGUAAUCUAUCCACACGCACUCGGAGAGAUGAACUUGAGCGUGUCUUCUGUAGAUUUGGACAUUGUAAUGUUAGGCUGAAAGGAGAAGGCUAUGGUUUUGUGGUCUAUGACUUCCCUCCAGACGCAGAGAAAGCUCUGAGAGCACUGCAAGGUAGAAAUAUAUGUGGGGAGCAGCUAACUCUGACAUGGUCAAAGAAACAACCCAAAUCUUUUCAAAGAUUUGCUAGGAGUGGUCGAAAUUAUGAAAUGCAACAAGGAAGGAAUUCUGACAUGGCAGGCUUUGCAAGAAGGAAAAUGAAUUUAAAUGGAUGGAGGAAUUACAAGAUUAGUAAUGAUGCAAGGAAUAACUCUGUUGACAUGCCUAGUGGAGAGAGGGAAUAUCAUCAUGAUGAUUUUAAAGAUUAUGAUGGGGAAGAAAAAGAUUUCAGGCAAGACUUUCUAGAUGAUGGAGCUGGAGCCCAUCAUAACUUUGAGGACAAUGGUAGAUGGGGUGAGUCAAUUCACGACUCAUCAAUCGAUAAUGGGAAUGAAAAUGCUGUUGAAUUUGAUCAAUAUGAACCUUAUCAUGGUUAUGACAGGAAACAUGAGAAUGAAAAUCAUAACUUAGGUUACUCUGGUGGUUCUCCUGCAGAAAACUCCCGUAAAAAUGUGGGUAGAGCAAGGAUUGGUGAGGAAGCUUCAAACCGUCCUCGCGACCCAGCAUAUGGGCAAACCUGUUAUAGAUGUGGUGAUUCAGGUCACAAAAUGCGCAAUUGUCCUAAUAAAGAUUCAUCCCAUAGAAAAUAUAACAAGUGGGAUGAUGGGGAAGAUGGUAAAAUAAAUUGGAAACGUAGGUCUGAAGAUGAUCCUAAGAAAUUUGGAUCAGGAUCUCAGGUGAAGCUGCAGUCAGGUGGGGAUACUUCAUUCCCGAAGCACCAGAAGAAUGAGAGUUGGUUGCCUGAUUCACGACAUUACCAGACACGUGAAAGUAAAUUCUCCCCUGCAGCAAAGGCAAUUGAGCAGUCUCAAGGAAAUGAAUAUGAAGGGAGAAAGCGUGGCAGGAAGGGAAUUGGAUCUCCGAAAAGAUCUCAAGGAAAAAAAGCAAGAAGGUCAAUCACACCCUCUUUGCAGUCGGAUCGCAUUGCAUCUUGUUUAAACUCAAUUUCUCAAUCUUCCAAGUCUUUGCAAAGGUCCCAUACCCGUUCUAGAUCAAGGUCAGCUUCUUCUCGUGCUCAUUUCUCAUCCCCAGAUUUAAGAUCUUCAAGAUCACACUAUUCUAUGGGUAGAAGUCCAAAUUCUAAAAGGUCAAGCACCCCCUCAUCUCUGUCUGUAUCACUUGGUCAGCCCCUACAAUCAGCUACAAAUGAAAUUCAUUUGAAUUCAAAAGGCUCAACUUUGGAUGUUGCUGCUCCUGAAUCCUUGGAUAAGUUGGUUGGACAGGGACAACAGUCUGACAGAAAUUUGGAAUUAGAGAAUGAUAAAUCCAAAGAUACUAGUGAUGUCGUUGGAAAUGAUGCAUCAUAUGCCAACAUUGUGGAUGACAAUAAUGAGAAUGGUACUCUCUUUGGUAUGUCUCCCAAAGGAACGAAUUUCACCAAAGCACUGCCUGAUAAAGAUACAUUAGAUGCUGAGAAUUUGUCUUCAGAGAGGAAGCAGACAGAGGGCUUCCAGCGUCCUGGACCACUGGUUAUGGAUAAUAUCCCUCCAGGAGUUGAGAAACCAGCCUCAGAACCUCAUGCUAACGUUGCUUCUGUGCAUUCAGCAACCAUAACUUCUGAAGAAAUGUGCAUGGUUUUAAAGCACUAUGGCCUGGAGCUUCCCAAAGAUGAUGAAGAAAAUUUAGCAGUGGAUGCCUUCUUUGGUUCUGCUCGGUUGUGGCCCUGGCAUAUCAUUUAUUACCGCAGGCUGAAGAAGGGACCAAUUUCAGUUGAGAACUAUGCUAGGCGAGUUGCUCAAAAUCAAGAAUUUGGUAUUGUUGAUAAGUAUAUUAGAAGCAGCAGUGGAUGGGGAGAGUUCAGCCUGGGGAACGCACAAUAAUGCUGCCUGUCACCAACGUUGCCCUUUAGUGGACUUUUCGGCGUAAAAUCUCAGUAUUUUGUGUUUGCUCUUGUUAGGCUCUACCUGGAUUCAGAUUUGAAUUCCUUAAAAAGGGUUUAGCAAGAAUUUUGCGCGGGUAGCCAGGUAGGUAAUUAUGCAAAUCAUAACGCAAUCGGUAUUGCUAUGCAUACUAUUAGUCCUCACGAUCAGUAUCUUUAAAAAAUCGUCACAUAUAUGAAAAUGCCAGUGCAUUGAAAAGUUUGUGUUUAGGCCUGUUCUAUUCACUUUUUUGGUUGCUCAAAAAGAGGGAGUGGAGCUUUCGUUUCCUAACCGCAUCACAGUUAACAUUAUAGUGCUGGUUGCAUUAGUUUAGCAAUUAUUGCCAUUACGUACAUAUUGUUUAAUCCGCCAAUUAUAAUCCUAUGAAUGCGGUAAAUUUACGUCUCGCUUUCAUCUCUAUCAUGGAUGGUAGCUGGAAUCACUCAAUUAAGGGAUCAGUACCCUAAUGUUACCCAUCCAGUCUCACCCAUAGCAAAGAUUGUUGCAUGUUGACAAAAUUAAGAGCAUCACAGUAUAAUCCUUAACUAUGUCGAAGUCAUGGCUGCCCCUGGAAAGAGCUGUUAAUCCUUGCUGCCCUUUCUCUGAUUUCUUAUUCCUGUCACAUUUCCCUUCUUUUUUCAAGAGAAUGUCAGCCUAAGACAAUGUUUGCAGGUAUUCUAUUGCACAUUAUGCUACCUGCCUCUUCUUUUGUUUUGUCCAGCGGAUUACCUUCUUGGUGGAGGGUCGUAUUAGCUGUGAAGAGAGAGUUGAUUUUGUGGUAAAUGUGUUUUAUUAUUUUGUUGGAGUUAAAAAAUGGUUGCUCCACAAAACUUAUAGCCAGGGUACCUCUUCUUGUUGUAUCUUGAAGAGAUUGUGAGCAGAGUCUUUUUUUGAUAAAAGAUUGUGAGUAGAGCUUUAUUAUUUUGUUGUGAUUGGUUAAUUACAUGCUGUAAAUAUUUUUGGAAAAUCCAACUUUUGUGAGAUUUCGCUGAAAAUUUUGUACAAAGUUUGAUUUGAUAAAUGAACAUUAUACCAUGUAAUAAUAUUCUGGUGGAGUGAAUUUCAUCAAUUGUAA